GCUCAGUUUGAAGUUUUCCAAGCUCACAGAGACACCAUGUGCUCUUUGCCUCCCCUCCUGCCCCUGUUCCUGGCCUGGACAACAGUGGCGGGGGCAACGGACUCGACCAUGCCGUUCAUGGAGUACCUGGACCGGGACCGGCUGGUGUGUCUGAAGUGGGGCUUUGAUAAUCUGCAAGGAAACAUCACAUUCCAGCUGGUAGUCAACUCGACAGGCUGGGUGGGCUUUGGCUUGAGUCCAAACGGAGGCAUGAAGGGGUCAGACAUCGUCAUCGGGGGACUUGGACCCAGUGGGAGCUACUUCACAGAUAGAUAUGCCACAGGGAAUUCCAUGCCUUUGGUGGAUGACCAGCAGAACUACGUCCUCCUCUCUAUGAGUGAAACCGAUGGUCAAACCACCAUGACGUUCCAGAGGCCCAUUAAAGCCUGUGAUGACAAAGACUUCCACAUCACUGCCCAACCCAUUAAACUAAUCUAUGCAUAUGGGACAACAGAUGAGAUUAAUUACCAUGGGAGCCGCAGAGGCACCAAAGAAGUGAACUUGCUCAACUAUAUGCCGAGGACCAUCCCGACUGACUCCAACUAUCUUAGUGCUAAAGUGGAAAAUUUCACUGUGCCUGCCACUCCAACCUACUAUCACUGCAAGGUCUUGAAGUUUCCAAAGUUAAAUACGAAACAUCAUAUAUAUCAGAUCGAACCAGUGAUUGAGAACCAUGACGUCGUUCACCACAUGCUGUUGUACAAGUGCCCCCCCGAAGUGACAGAGCCGUAUGAAAACCGAUGCUACGUGGGCGACAUAGGAGACCUCUGCUUCAAUGUAGUGGCUUCAUGGGGAAGUGGAGGAGGGGUUUUUGAGUUUCCAGAAAACGUGGGUAUUCCUAUUGGAGGGGAGGACAAUGAUACGUUCUACAGGCUGGAGAUCCAUUACAGUAACCCAGAGAUUAAAGCAGGCAUUAAAGACAGCUCAGGACUAAGACUGUACUAUUCAGCUCAGCUCCGGACGCAUGAUGUGGGCAUUCUAACUACAGGCGUGCUGGUCAGAAGUGAACUGCCGUACAACAUCCCCCCAAAAACAUCUCAGUUCCGCACCUACGGGAUUUGUGAUACGUCACAAUUUUCUCUGCAUAUGAAUCCUGUGCCUGACCUCAGUGUGUUUGCUGUGCUCUUGCACACUCACCUAGCAGGGAGGAAAAUCAGAGUUGGCCACUUCAGAGGUGGAAAGCAGAUAGACUUCUUGGGCUUGGAUGAAAACUACAACUUUGAGUUGCAACAGACUGUUAGUUUGGGAAACAUCAAGACAAUCAAACCUGGCGAUGAGAUCGUAGUGGAGUGCACCUACAGCACCACCGACCGAGAUGGAAUCACUAAGAUGGACUUAGCAACCACUGAUGAGAUGUGCCUGGCUUUCCUGUUCCAUUACCCUGCAAACAACAUCACCUACUGCGCUAGCCGCCCAAAUACUACAUUUCUACCAACGAUCAACGUCAGUGACAUAGCAUCUGAUGAGUACGAGUCAUUGUUAAAGAACCAGCCUCAGGUUCAGAUCACCCUUGAUGAUGCCAGCAGAGCAUCAUAUUUAAUAAACGGCACUGUAAGGAAGAUGAUGAAGACACCCACAGUUGCUUGUCGGAGAUACAACGCAUCAAGCCGACUCUGCGCCUCCUGGAUCGUGAACCACGCAGUGAUUUUGCUUUCAUUCCUCUGGAUUGCAGUAGUGUGACGUGGUUGUACGAGCAACACAUCCAAGUUCAGUCUUGGCAGAGCAAGAUACGGCUGACCUUAACUGUAACCUAUGUGAUAUAUUCAACCUUACAGGUCAUUUACUCUGGAUUUAUUCUCUCUUUAUAUUGCACAUCUUUGCUUUGUCUUGUUAAUUGUCACUCAUCAUAAUGGAAUUAGCCAAGUAUACGUGAAAUUUAUACUCUCUUAAUUUAAAUUCACUCUCCUCUAUUUCACAUCACUUGUUAUGAGAAUUUAAAUUUACUAAUGGUAUUAAAUAUUCUACCUUAGUAGCCAUAACUUACUCUACUUUGAUCAUGUUGCACAAUAAUAGAGAUGCUUUUUACAAUAAUAGAUGUUUAAAUGAUUUUCAGUAUGAAUAUAAAACAUGUAUUUUUUUAGCCUAGUAUUUAAUCUGCUGGAUUACACAAAAACAGACAGUGUUGUUGUGUUAUUAUUUUCACAUUUGAACCACUAUAAUAAGAAAAUCACAGCUAGUACUCAUAACAUAAAACAAUUAAUUAAACUAUAAACCAAAAGGUUCCAUAAUUAUUAAGCUAGGCAUCAGAAGAAAUGCACUUUUCUGUUUUUGGUAUAUUUAUUCUGUUUAAUACUUGCACUGUAGGCCUAAUUGUUGAUUUGUACAUGUAUCAGAGUUUCUACAUUAAAUCAUUAAAGAUCAUUCUCUUAGUAAGAAUAUAA
This is a messenger RNA of Acanthochromis polyacanthus (spiny chromis), 2420 nucleotides long. RefSeq names its product monooxygenase, DBH-like 1, like (gene moxd1l). Gene Ontology annotation, molecular function: copper ion binding; dopamine beta-monooxygenase activity. Gene Ontology annotation, biological process: norepinephrine biosynthetic process; dopamine catabolic process; octopamine biosynthetic process. Bases 37 to 1719 code for a protein of 560 amino acids. NCBI's taxonomy places the organism in Eukaryota, Metazoa, Chordata, Actinopteri, Pomacentridae. The record is from RefSeq and is a predicted model, not a curated record. Gene Ontology annotation, cellular component: secretory granule membrane. The transcript has 13 exons.